Molecule: messenger RNA, 1433 nt
Organism: Cherax quadricarinatus
Lineage: Eukaryota; Metazoa; Arthropoda; Malacostraca; Decapoda; Parastacidae
Source: RefSeq, a predicted model, not a curated record
GUAACUAAUGUAGCAGUGUGACUAUCUUAGCAGUGUGACUAUCUUAGCAGUGUGAUUAUUGUGGUAGCGUCUCAGGGCAGAGCCGCUGGGCAGUGUGCUGGAGGGAGGUUGCAGAAAUGUUGUGUGCUGUGUGUUUUGUUGUGAUCCUCAGCCUGUUGAGCUCAGCGAAGGUCUGGUCAACACGCGCAGAACUCACCGUAUGCAACUGACAAUAAUGAAAGAUAAAUAAGUCAGUAUCCUCUCAUGGCACCUAUGAUCAUGGCUGGGAAGACAUGUUCUGAGAUUGCGCAUCAACAAAACUACUAACCAAUGGCUGAAGCCAAAGGUGACACUUCUGACAACCGGCCAACCAGGGUAGCUCUUACAGCCAACUAAACACCGUUUCUGGCUACACAGAGGACCAAUGAGGGUAAAGCUUGUGUGUUGCUUGUGUAUGUGUGAAUGAUAAAGGAACUGCAGGUGGGCAAGUUAGAUCAAUGGACCCAAGACCCUCACAGCGGUAACACUAAGCAAUUUCCAGUGACCCAACCACAACACCAUCCACCACUGAGCCUUCCACUUCCUACAUCACUGAUGAGACAACACCCGUUCAGACCCACGGAAGUGGAAGAACGAGCCAGGUUUGUCUGCAUGUGGGUCGAUGGGAUGUCUGUCCGCACGAUCGCUCAGCAGACAGGAGCGAGCCUGACGACCGUCUACCGCUGGAUCAGACGGUGGCAACGAGAAGGAUGCGUGGAGAACAGAGCUCGUAGCGGCAGGCCUCGGCUCUCCCUUCGCAAAGGGAACCACCAUCCUAGCCGGCAAGCCGUCAGUCAUCCUACUUAUUCACUUCACGACCCCCGUCCCUGCCAAUCCUGCUACACACCGAAUCCAGAUCUCCAUUACCAGGAUGGAGUAAACCGCUGCCUGAACCCAUAUAUAGAUCCUCUGAAUAAUUUUAUAAUUAAUCAAGAGUUUCGAUUUCCUCUGGGGCAUUCUGCUGCCUGCUCAGCUUUCAAAGGUUUUGUGCCAGUCAAUGAGCAUGCUAACCAGGACUCGUGUAGCAUGAGCAUGUUAUGGCUUCCAAAAGAGCCACAAUACCUCACUUACUGAUGAAGAUAAAAACACAACUACACUAAAUAAUUUCUUAUCGAUGUGCUCUGAAUGCUGAAUGUCAAGAAUUACUAUUAAGAUUACUUCACCUACCUUUAUAUUGAAGUAGCCAAGCUGUCGUACCUGCAUACCAUAUCACGUUUCCCCAUUAAUAUUAAAUAACAAUGAUAAUUCUAAUAAUAAUAGCUACACAUUAUCUUUUUUCUUGUCUGCUUUGAUAAAUUCACGAAGCCGUGUAUAAUGGGGCUUUAUGCUUAAAUAUUUUAGUCGACUUUCGUACAAAUAUUUAUGAAAACUUUUUUUUUUUGUUGUUGCCUCAAUUCUAUGAUGGCAGUGUUAUA